Messenger RNA from Anoplopoma fimbria (sablefish), 1171 nucleotides. RefSeq names its product sorcin (gene sri). Lineage: Eukaryota; Metazoa; Chordata; Actinopteri; Perciformes; Anoplopomatidae. The transcript is spliced from 8 exons. Gene Ontology annotation, molecular function: calcium ion binding. The record is from RefSeq and is a predicted model, not a curated record. The coding region runs from base 249 to 797 and encodes 182 amino acids.
AAGUGUUACAUUGUGUCACUUUUGUUUGGAUGUGUUUCUUCCUGCAGGCUGAUCGGUUCUUUCCGGAUUGCAUGCACAUCUCUUUGCUCCAGGCUCAUUUCAGCUCUAUUAAUCUCACAUUUCUGCAGGUAUUUGUGACGUUUGCAGCUUGUUUUCUGCAGACACUCCCUCUGCAGGAGGAGGAGGAGCUGCUGGGACAUUCCUCUCCAUUUCCUUGCAUAUUGCAUUGUAGUUGCAUUGUUUAAAUCAUGGCUUAUCACGGAUACGGAGCGGCCCCCGGUGGAGUCCCGCAGCAGGAUCCUCUCUACGGAUACUUUACAGCUGUAGCUGGACAGGAUGGACAGAUCUCAGCAGAAGAGCUGCAGCAAUGCCUCACACAAUCCGGCAUCUCUGGCACAUACAAACCCUUCAGCAUGGAGACCUGCAGACUGAUGGUCACCAUGCUGGAUAGGGAUUUUUCCAACAGCAUGGGCUUCACCGAGUUCAAGGAACUGUGGCAGGCCCUGAACGGCUGGAAGACCACCUUCAUGUCCUACGACCGGGACCGCAGUGGGACUGUGGAGGCCCAGGAGAUGCAGCAGGCCCUCACCGCCAUGGGUUUUAAUCUGAGCCCUCAGGCCUUCACCAUCGUCAUGAAGCGACACAGCUUAGCUGGCAGAGUCGUGUUCGAUGACUUCGUGGGCUGUUGCACAAAACUCCGUGCUCUGACUGACCAGUUCAGAAGAAGAGACGUGCAACACUCUGGCUCGGCCACAUUUCACUAUGAUGAUUUUAUCCAGGUCACCAUGAGCAUAUGAAGAGGAAACGACAAAUCAGAGGGGACACACAUGCCAUUUAAAAUCAUUUAAUAUUCACAGCAUGUACUUUCAUUUCGUGUUUUUUUUUAUUGCAUAAUCAUUGUUAUAAAAACACGAUUAACGUUUCACUCUCACAUUCCAUUUUACAAGGAUCUUUUAAACAAAGUAAUGUGUAACAAACUAAGGAGACUAUGCUAACCUUUGUACCAAAGAAAAACCACUGUCAGCCCAUAGAGCUGCAAGUAUGAAAUAAUAAACAUAUCCACCACGAAAUGGCUCCUUUUUUGCUCCCUUUGAGAAUAGUUGAGUUGGUGUUUUUGUUUGUUUGUAGUUUUGAGCUCUGCUGCAGAAUGAAUAAAGCAUGGCAACAAAUA